AUGGGUGGAGACUCACUAGCGUGUGACAGACAGCUAAGGGAGGGGGCGGAGCUGAACACGACCCUGGCGCUGAGGGCAGGGCUUCAGGAAGGGGAGGAGCUGGUGUUUGAUCUGGAGAAAGCUGUGAAGGAGAAAAUCCAGAAUUCCACCUUCACAAAGAACCACAUCAGCAGCAGAGGGGGUGUGCGGCACAGGGGGACAGACAGAGAGAGAGAGAGUUUGUCCUCAACCACAGAUCCAAUAAUCACCUUGAGAGUUUCACCACAACCCCUGCACAGUGACACGCUGCACUCAACUGAAGACCAUGAUGUAGAUGAUGAAGACGCCGCGACUGCUUUGAGUGACAUGGAUGUGUUGGAAGGGUCUGGAUCUGGUUUCGGAUCCAGUUGGUGUGUGAACUGUGGAAACAGAUCGUACCGGGAGGAAUGGGGACCUCAGUCGCUCUUCAACGGCACCGAGCUUGUGGUUGUUACAACAUUGUGCGUUCCACUGCUGCUGCUUGGACUGCUGGGAAACGCGCUGACCAUUCUGGUGGUGUGGCUCCGCCCACAAAUGAGAAGCACCACCUACCUGUACCUGAGCAGCAUGGCCAUAUCUGAUGUGCUCAUUCUGCUGCUGAUGCCUCUGGAUCUCUAUAAGUUGUGGCGGUAUCGUCCGUGGUUGCUGGGCAACGCCGUGUGCAAGCUGUCGAUGUUCGUAGGAGAAUGUUGCACCUUCUCGUCCAUCCUGCACAUGACCGCGUUGGGGGCGGAGCGAUAUCUGGCCGUAUGUUUUCCUCUCCGUGCACGUUUGCUCGUCACUAGAGGGCGUGUCCGUGUGCUGAUCGCCGGACUGUGGGGCAUGGCCAUGCUCAGUGCCGGGCCUGUAUUUGUGUUGGUGGGGGUGGAGGGUUUAGAGGGCGAAGCCAGUGAAUGUCGCUGCACACAGUACGCUCAGACAUCUGGUCUCCUGAAGGCCAUGCUGUGGCUCUCAAACCUCUAUUUCAUUUGCCCGCUCGCCAUUCUCUCCCUCCUUUAUGGCCUAAUUGCCCGCCGCCUGCACCUGCGCUCACACAUGCACCGCGACAAAGCACACCGCCAGACGCUCCGCAUGAUGGUGGUAAUCGUGCUGGUGUUCGUCUUGUGUUGGCUGCCGUUCCAUGUGAGUCGGACGCUGUUUUCUGUGUCAGACUCCAGCGAUAAGUUGUAUUACAUCAGUCAGUAUUUUAAUCUGGUGUCUUUAGUGCUGUUUUACGUCAGUGCUGCUGUGAAUCCUCUACUGUAUAACAUCAUGUCCGCCCGCUACCGUGCCAAUGUCCUCGCCAUGCUGCGGCUUACGGUGGGCUCCACGGACGAGCUGCGCCACAGGGCCCACACCUCCCCACUCACCGCCUCUCACUCCAGCUCACACUUCUGA
Molecule: messenger RNA, 1395 nt
Organism: Myxocyprinus asiaticus (Chinese sucker)
Lineage: Eukaryota; Metazoa; Chordata; Actinopteri; Cypriniformes; Catostomidae
Product: growth hormone secretagogue receptor type 1-like
Exons: 4
Coding region: 1-1395 (464 amino acids)
Biological process (GO): hormone-mediated signaling pathway; G protein-coupled receptor signaling pathway
Cellular component (GO): plasma membrane
Molecular function (GO): growth hormone secretagogue receptor activity
Source: RefSeq, a predicted model, not a curated record